AUGGAAGGCGUCCGCAUCCUCGAAGCCGUCCGCGACUCCCGCGCCCUGAACCCCCUGAAGUGCGAAAAAGUGCCCGGGACGAUGCUCCGGCUGGUCCCCGGCCUGGCGAACUUUCCCCCCGGGGCGUACCCGCGCGCCCUGCCGCUGAAUCCCGACCUCGACAACGAGUCGGCGGCUGCCACGUGGCUGGAGGAAAACUUGUGCACAAGCUGGCACAUGCACGGCACGUGCCGGGUGGGGGAGGUCGUGGAAAAAGAGCACCGGGUGAAAGGCGUCGGCGGACUGGCACAGCGGCUGCUGCACCCCUAG
Molecule: messenger RNA, 309 nt
Organism: Klebsormidium nitens
Lineage: Eukaryota; Viridiplantae; Streptophyta; Klebsormidiophyceae; Klebsormidiales; Klebsormidiaceae
Source: the annotation of a GenBank genome assembly